AUCACAAAAAAAAACAAAGAGAUAGAGAUAUGACUGAGGAGAGCCCAGAAGAAGAUCAUGGGUCUCCUGGAGUAGCUGAAACAAAUCCAGGAAGCCCUUCUUCAAAGACCAACAACAACAACAACAACAACAAAGAACAAGACCGGUUUCUUCCCAUUGCGAAUGUCGGAAGGAUCAUGAAAAAAGUUCUUCCCGGUAACGGUAAGAUCUCAAAAGACGCUAAAGAAACCGUUCAAGAAUGUGUCUCGGAGUUCAUUAGUUUCGUCACUGGUGAAGCUUCUGACAAGUGUCAAAGAGAAAAGAGGAAGACCAUCAAUGGAGAUGAUAUCAUUUGGGCUAUCACAACUCUCGGUUUCGAAGACUACGUGGCUCCAUUAAAGGUCUACCUCUGCAAAUAUAGAGACACCGAAGGAGAGAAAGUUAACAGCCCAAAACAACAACAACAAAGACAACAACAACAGCAGAUUCAACAACAGAAUCAUCAUAAUUAUCAGUUUCAAGAACAAGACCAAAACAAUAACAACAUGUCAUGUACUAGUUACAUCUCUCAUCAUCAUCCUUCUCCAUUCCUACCAGUGGAUCAUCAACCUUUUCCCAAUAUUGCUUUCUCUCCUAAAUCAUUGCAGAAACAGUUCCCGCAGCAGCAUGAUAAUAACAUUGAUUCAAUUCACUGGUGAGAGAGACAUUUGCUUUUUUUCUUCUUUCUUUUCACAUAUUAUAUGCUUUUCUUUACCUUUUGUGAGUACAUCUUGAUGCUUAUAUAUAUUUGUUGCUAUAUAGACACUAGACACGUACAUUUUGAUAUUUUCAGUAUACCCAUGGUUUUGUGUAACAGAAAUUCGUCUUCAUAUAUUUUCCGGAUUAGUUCGUCUCGAGCAAAUAUAGCAAUCUCUCAUGAUUUACAACAGUAGAAACUAAUUCCAUGCUGCUAAUUGGAUUAGAAUACUUACCACCUACGGUUUGAGAGUUAGUGGUCUAGCUUAUAAGGUUUCCAGUAGAGAAUAGCUUAAUUGGAAGAGAAUGGUGUAUUGUUUCUCAUUCAUUUACUCAUGUUAUGAUUGAUAAAGAUGAUUGCUUGAAUUAAAGAACUUCAAAUUGUUCCUCACUCACUACUCUUAGUAUCUUGAC
Molecule: messenger RNA, 1128 nt
Organism: Arabidopsis thaliana (thale cress)
Lineage: Eukaryota; Viridiplantae; Streptophyta; Magnoliopsida; Brassicales; Brassicaceae
Gene: NF-YB7
Product: nuclear factor Y, subunit B7
Exons: 1
Coding region: 30-677 (215 amino acids)
Biological process (GO): regulation of DNA-templated transcription; positive regulation of transcription by RNA polymerase II
Cellular component (GO): CCAAT-binding factor complex; nucleus
Molecular function (GO): sequence-specific DNA binding; DNA-binding transcription activator activity, RNA polymerase II-specific; protein heterodimerization activity
Source: RefSeq, marked reviewed